CUGCCUAUGACUACGAGUCUCAAAAUACUGACGAACUUAGCUUUAAAGAGGGAAACGUUAUGACAGUCAUCAGGAGAGGCGAUGAUCAGGAGCGCGACUGGUGGUGGGCCAGGGGUGACGACCAGGAGGGCUAUGUGCCCCGCAAUCUGCUCGGAAUUGCAGAGUCUGUAAUCAGUUGUAUCCGAGAGUCAAAUCCAAUAAAGAGCUUCAAACCAUUGCUGAAGAACACAAUGAAUGACUUCAAUAAACAGUCUUAUGAUGACAUGAAUGGCUCGAUUCCGUCCAAUACAUACCUAACUGUGAUUAGGCUAUAG
This is a messenger RNA of Oppiella nova, 314 nucleotides long. Lineage: Eukaryota; Metazoa; Arthropoda; Arachnida; Sarcoptiformes; Oppiidae. The record is from the annotation of a GenBank genome assembly.